This is a messenger RNA of Eutrema salsugineum, 811 nucleotides long. RefSeq names its product probable WRKY transcription factor 51. Bases 99 to 716 code for a protein of 205 amino acids. Gene Ontology annotation, biological process: regulation of DNA-templated transcription. The record is from RefSeq and is a predicted model, not a curated record. Lineage: Eukaryota; Viridiplantae; Streptophyta; Magnoliopsida; Brassicales; Brassicaceae. Gene Ontology annotation, molecular function: sequence-specific DNA binding; DNA-binding transcription factor activity. The transcript has 3 exons.
CUCCCCUUCUUCACUUGCUCUACUAGUUCUUAGAUGCUUUAAGAUCUCUCUCUCUCUCCCUCUCAGUUUUUUUUUUCCUUAUUGUAAAAGAAGAAAAGAUGAAUCUCUCUGAAAACCCUAGCCCUAAUUUCACGUUCUUCUCCGAUGAAAACUUUACUAAUCCUUUUAUGGAUAAUUUUGAUUUCUCCAAUCUGAUGUUCGAUGUUGAUGAAGGAUGCAACACUCUUGGAUUAUUCCAUGACGAAACUUCAUCUCCGACGAGCAUCGUUUCGUCAGAGACAUUUACCGGUGAAAGCGGCGGAUCCGGCAGCGCAACAACGACGUUGAGUAAAAAGGAAUCAACCUUCGAUUGCAAAAGUAGGGGAAGUAAAGAUGGUGAGACGAAGGAGAUGGGUCACAGAGUUGCAUUUAGAACGAGAUCAAAGAUUGAUGUGAUGGAUGAUGGUUAUAAAUGGAGGAAGUAUGGAAAGAAAUCUGUCAAGAACAACACUAACAAGAGGAAUUACUACAAAUGCUCAAGUGACGGUUGUAUGGUGAAGAAGAGAGUAGAGAGAGAUGGUGAAGAUGCAGCUUAUGUGAUUACAACCUAUGAAGGAGUCCAUAACCACGAGAGUCCCUCACAUGUCUAUUACAACGACAUGGUUUUGUCUUACGAUCACGACAAUUGGAACCAGCACUCUCUUCUUCAAUCUAUCCAAAUAUCUCCUCCAUCUUGAGAUUAAUCAUUAGAUACUUACCAUCAAUACUAUAUCAAUGCAUCGCCUUGUGUAAUUUUAUAGGUACAAUAAAGAAGUCAAUUAUUUCUCCGUUA